This is a messenger RNA of Diatraea saccharalis (sugarcane borer), 534 nucleotides long. NCBI's taxonomy places the organism in Eukaryota, Metazoa, Arthropoda, Insecta, Lepidoptera, Crambidae. The record is from the annotation of a GenBank genome assembly.
AUGACUAGAGCUAAAAUAGAACUUGGCGACGUAACACCGCAUAAUAUAAAACAGUUGAAAAAGUUAAAUACAGUCGUAUUUCCAGUAUCUUACAAUGACAAGUUUUACAAAGACGUUUUGGAAGCUGGCGAACUUGCGAAACUAGCAUAUUACAAUGACAUCGUCGUUGGUGCAGUGUGCUGUAGGAUAGACACGUCGGAGAACUCUCGGAGGCUAUAUAUAAUGACUCUGGGCUGUUUGUACCCAUAUAGGAGAUUGGGAAUCGGAUCUUUGAUGGUGGAACAUGUGCUCAAGUAUGUUGAACAAGAUGGAAAUUUCGACAGUAUUUUCCUGCAUGUACAAGUAAAUAAUGAAGGUGCAAUAGAUUUUUACAAGAAAUUUGGCUUUGAAAUUGUUGAAACAAAAGAACAUUACUACAAAAGAAUAGAACCAGCUGACGCUCAUGUAUUGCAAAAGACAAUCAGACUGACCAAUGCCGCCGCACCUCUUCUGAACGGUACUGUUUCACAUGCCAAAACGAACGGACAUGAUUGA